Molecule: messenger RNA, 720 nt
Organism: Plasmodium malariae
Lineage: Eukaryota; Apicomplexa; Aconoidasida; Haemosporida; Plasmodiidae
Product: Plasmodium exported protein, unknown function
Exons: 2
Coding region: 1-720 (239 amino acids)
Source: RefSeq, a predicted model, not a curated record
AUGGACAAAAACUGUAAGUUACUAUUAUUUAUUAAUAUUUGUACUUUUAUCCUUUUACCAUGGAUAUGCAAUUUUAACAGUGUUAUGGGUAAUUUUAAUAAAUAUAUAUAUGAGAACCAGAACAGUGAUAGAACGUUAGGUGCAAAAACAUAUAGAUUGCUAGCAAAAAAUAUUAAGGAAAAGCGUUCAAAUAUUGUAUGGGUAAACGAGGAGAUACCAUAUAACACAACUUACAAAAAAAGUAAUAAAUGCAAUAAUAAAAGAGUAUCCAAAGGAAAAAAUAAACAGAUAAAAAAAGGUUCAAUAAAUAAUGGAGAAAGCUCAGAAGUAUCUAGAAGAAGAGAACCUUCUCUAUACACGAAAAGGAAUCCAUAUAAUAAAGAAAAAAUGGUCAACAAAAUAUUUUAUAAAAAUUAUGUUAGACGUGCUGCAAAUUCGGACUUUAAAUUUUUGAAAAGAAGCCUACGAAUAAAAAAUGGUGGAGUUUGCGUUUUAUCAUUGUUCUAUAUAAUAAUUGGCGCAAUUUAUACAUAUUUAGUAUGUUCCUAUAAAAACUUAAAUAGCAGCAUGUGGUUUAUCCCAGUAAUUGUAAUAUUAAUUAUAUUCUGGUUUGUAAUUUUAGCAGAGAUUUUUUAUCUAAUUAGAAAAUAUGUACAACAUGAAAAGUUAAUACGUAUAAAAAGUGAUAUUUAUCAUACGGCAUAUCCUUUUUUACGUUAA